CUUACAUGAGCCUUUAUAUGGACAAGGCAGCACCAAGGAUAUCACAGCUGAGUGGAAUGGGAUGGGUGACUGAGACCAUAAACACUCCAGGCGAAUGCCACAGAAUGUUUCGGAUGAAUGAGCGCAUCUUUCUGGAUCUUCAUGAUAAGUUGACUAUUCGUUAUGGUUUGAAACCAUCUAAGUUCAUAAAUACUUAUGAAUCACUUGCAAUAUUUUUAUUUAUCUGUGGUGGCUGUGAGUCAAAUAGAAAAGGGCAAAACAGGUUCAAGCAUUCUGGUGAAACCAUUAGUAGGAAAUUUCAUGAAGUUCUUGAUUGUGUGAUUGCAAUGGCUAAGGAUUAUAUAAGACCACUUGAUCCCAAUUUUCGGUCAGUUCACAAAAGAAUUAGAAAUGACAAAAGAGCAUGGCCACAUUUGAAGGAUUGCAUAGGAGCACUAGAUGGAACUCAUAUUCUAGUGUCUCUGUCACCUGACGAACAAGUUAGAUACAUUGGAAAGACAAAAGUUCCUACGCAAAAUGUGCUUGCCAUUUGUGAUUUUGAUAUGCGUUUCACAUAUGUGUCUGCGGGGCAACCAGGGGCUUAUCAUGACACAAGUGUACUGUACCAUGCAAUGGAAGUGGACAAGCAAGCCUUCCCGCAUCCUCCAGAAGGCAAAUACUAUGUUGUGGAUGCGGGGUAUCCGAAUCGUCCAGGAUACUUAUCUCCAUACAAGGGUGAAAGAUACCAUUUACCAGAGUGGCAUCGAGGUAUGGAACCAAAUACUCCAACAGAAAAGUUCAAUCGGAUUCAUUCAUCUGUUCGUAAUGUGAUUGAACGUUCGUUUGGACUAUUGAAGAUGAAAUGGCCAAUUCUUUAUAAGAUGCCCCAUUUUUCCAUGCUAACACAAAAGAAGGUUGUAGCUGCUUGCAUGGUUUGCCACAAUUUCAUACGUGAGCAUGCUAGUGGGGAUGUGGACUUUGCUAGAUUUGAUCGAGAUCCGAACUUUGUGCCAACUAUCCCGGAAAGAUACAACAAGUAUGCCGUGUCUCGCCAUGCCUCUGAUACGUCUACUAAUGAAGCAAGCUUUGUGACCAUGGACACAUUUCGUGAUAGUUUGGCUACAUCCAUCGCAUUAGCUUGGAAUUAAUGUAAUCAUGUUUGAAUUAAUGUACUCAUGUUCCUAAUGAAGCAAGCUUUGUAUCUUCGGAUUAUUUGGUUGGACUUGUAUGUUGGAUUAUUUGAUUUCAUGAAUUAUUCGAAUUAUCUAAGAAUUAUUAUUUCGGAUUAUCUUGUACGUUAUUGAAUUUUAUUUUAUAUGCAUCAAAUAUU
Molecule: messenger RNA, 1309 nt
Organism: Sorghum bicolor (sorghum)
Lineage: Eukaryota; Viridiplantae; Streptophyta; Magnoliopsida; Poales; Poaceae
Exons: 2
Coding region: 6-1127 (373 amino acids)
Source: RefSeq, a predicted model, not a curated record